GAAAAAAUAGAUUGGGAUUUUGCUGCGAGUAGAAACAAGAGUGAAGAAGAUUUUCCUAAGACAUCUAAUUGGUGCUCUAGAAGCUACAAGGAUCAUCAUCAUUACAAAAAAAAGAAAAAGGGACCGAAUGCAUUUGGUUGUUUUGUUGUUUCUUUGGCCUGCACAUUUCAGAAAUUUCGGGGCAGUAUCAACACCUAGCUUGUUAAGGUCAUCGAGGGUUCAUUUGCAUUUCGCUGUCAAGAGCUCCAGUAGUAAAAUUCAAAUGGAAAAUGGUACGACUGAUAAUCCCAGAGGUGCAUUGGUUGUUUUAGAAGGUUUGGACCGAAGUGGGAAAACAUCACAAGCUAGUGGAUUGCUCUCAUACUUGGAAGGACAAGGGUUGUCAGCUGAGUUAUGGCAGUUUCCAGACAGAAAUACAUGUGUUGGGAAGAUGAUAUCUUCGUAUCUUUCCAACAAGUCAGAAUUAGAUGAUCGGACGAUCCAUCUUCUUUUCAGUGCAAAUCGUUGGGAGAAGAGAACAUUGAUGGAGAGUAAGUUGAGGAGUGGGACAACCCUGAUUGUAGACCGCUAUUCUUACUCUGGAGUGGCUUUUUCAUCUGCCAAGGGUCUUGAUACUGAAUGGUGCAAGGGUCCAGAGAUAGGUUUGCUGGCUCCAGAUCUAGUAGCAUACCUUGACAUACCACCACAGAAAGCUGCAGAAAGAGGAGGUUAUGGAGGUGAGAGAUACGAGCAGCUUGAGUUCCAGAAGAAAGUUGCUCAACACUAUGAGAUGCUUCAUGAUCCCAAAUGGAAGACCGUUGAUGCCUGCCUUCCCAUGGAAGAGGUAGCAAAACAGUUGAGGGAGAUUGUAAUGGAUUGCGUAGUUAAUUGCCGGAAAGGGAAACCACUAACUGAGCUAUGGCAAAGGAAGGUGUAGGUGGUGGUGCAGGAUUUCUCUCUGUAUUUGAUACUUUUGACCAAGGAAGAGGAUUUCUGCUGCUACUUGGACCUGCGGUGAGCAAGAUAUUGUGCCGUUUCCAUAAUUCUUUGGAAUUUAGUUGGAAAAGGCCCCAAAUUUCUUAGCUCAUUCUCUCAAUUAGAUCAGAAUUUUUUUCUGGCUUGCUGUUAUUCUAAGAAAUCUGAUUAUGGUUUCACAAUACCAGUAUUUAGAAACUUCUAAAUUUGAGAAUAUAUGGAAACCUUUUUCCA
Messenger RNA from Papaver somniferum (opium poppy), 1188 nucleotides. RefSeq names its product thymidylate kinase-like. The record is from RefSeq and is a predicted model, not a curated record. Bases 128 to 916 code for a protein of 262 amino acids. The transcript is spliced from 8 exons. Gene Ontology annotation, cellular component: cytoplasm; cytosol; mitochondrion. Lineage: Eukaryota; Viridiplantae; Streptophyta; Magnoliopsida; Ranunculales; Papaveraceae. Gene Ontology annotation, molecular function: dTMP kinase activity; ATP binding. Gene Ontology annotation, biological process: dTDP biosynthetic process; dUDP biosynthetic process; dTTP biosynthetic process.